Messenger RNA from Didymosphaeria variabile, 2877 nucleotides. RefSeq names its product importin-alpha export receptor (gene CSE1). The record is from RefSeq and is a predicted model, not a curated record. The transcript has 3 exons. The coding region runs from base 1 to 2877 and encodes 958 amino acids. NCBI's taxonomy places the organism in Eukaryota, Fungi, Ascomycota, Dothideomycetes, Pleosporales, Didymosphaeriaceae. Gene Ontology annotation, biological process: protein import into nucleus; protein export from nucleus. Gene Ontology annotation, molecular function: small GTPase binding; nuclear export signal receptor activity. Gene Ontology annotation, cellular component: nuclear envelope; cytosol.
AUGGCCACCGACAUUCCAACGCUGUCCAAGCUGCUCGAGGCCAGCUUAGACCCCCGCCAGAACAAGCAAGCCGAGGCUGCUAUCCAACAGGAACAGAUCAAGCCAGGCUUCUCGCUCAGCCUCCUCCAGAUCGUGGCCGGCGAAUCGUUCCCGCCUACCGUCCGGCUCGCGAGCGCUCUAUACUUCAAGAACCACAUCAAGCGGCAUUGGGUUGACGAGAAUGGCGCACACCAACUCCCGGCAGGCGAGGUCGAUUCCAUCAAGCGCGAGCUGAUCGGUCUGAUGGUCAGCGUGCCGCCAAAUCUACAGGCUCAGCUCGGCGAGGCCAUUAGUGCCAUUGCAGACAGCGAUUUCUACGAGCGGUGGGACACAUUGGUCGCCGACCUAGUCUCGCGGUUAACGACCGACAACACGACGGUCAACAUCGGUGUUUUGCGCGUGGCCCACUCCAUCUUCAAGCGAUGGCGGCCGCUCUUCCGUUCCGAUGCCCUCUUCACCGAAAUCAACCACGUCCUGACCCAGUUCUGCGAGCCGUUUUUGAAGCAACUCGAAUACGUCGACGCCAUAAUUACGAACUCGCAAAGCAACCCCGAGGCCCUGAAGGGCGCCUUCACCGAGCUCGAUCUGAUCGUCAAGCUCUUCUACGACCUCUCUUGUCAGGACCUGCCUCCUGUCUUUGAGGACAACAUCGCCGGAAUCUCAUCGCUCUGGCACAAAUAUCUCGUGUACGACAACGUUGCGCUACACACGGAUAGCGACGACGAGUCCGGGGUUUUGGAGUACACAAGGGCGGGCAUAUUCGAAGUAUUGAUGCUCUACGUGCAAAAGUACGAGGAUGUUUUUGGCGCGCAACUACCUCAGUUCGUCCAAUCGACAUGGCAAUUCCUCAGUUCCGUGGGUCUAGAGACCAAGUACGACAUCUUGGUCAGCAAAGCGCUGCAGUUCCUCACGAGCGUUGCAUCCACCCAGCAUGCCGAGUCCUUCAACAACCAGGAAGUUCUCGUCCAGAUCAUGGAACACAUCAUCCUACCCAACCUAACUCUGCGGGAAUCGGAUGUAGAACUCUUCGAAGAUGAGCCGAUCGAGUUUAUCCGGAGAGAUCUCGAGGGCUCAGAUAACGACACAAGACGGCGGGCAGCGACCAAUUUCCUACGUACUCUAAUGCAGCGCUACCAGGACCUGGUUACCAGCACGGCGCAGAAUUACAUUACCCGCUACCUCCAAGAAUAUGCGAAGGAUCCUCAGGAGAAUUGGAAACACAAGGACACCGCUGUGUACCUGUUCUCCGCUAUCGCUGCCCUGGGAACCGUGACGGCUGGAAAGGGUGUCGUGAGUGUCAACCCCAACGUUGACGUCCUGAGCUUUUUCCAGAACAACAUCGCAUCUGACUUGGAGGGAGAAAGUGUCAGUCUGAUCCUGAAGGUAGACUCCGUGAAGUUCUUGUACAACUUCCGCAACCAACUUUCGCCCGAUUUGUGGCGUGCUGCUUUCCCUCUGCUUGUGAACCAUUUAGGAAACUCCAACUAUGUGGUGCACACAUAUGCCGCCAUUGCCGUAGAGCGUGCCCUAUACCUGACCGAUGAGAACACCAAAGCUUCGGUCAUUCCGAAAGACCAGGUGGUUGGGUCAUCAAAGGAACUACUUUCGCAUCUGUUCAAGCUCAUUACCAAGGAUUCGGCGCCCGAAAAGAUUCAAGAGAACGAGUUCCUCAUGAAAUGCGUGAUGCGCGUCCUGAUCUUUAUCCGGGAUGGUGUGCUACCUAUUGACGAGCUGGUGCUGACCUACUUCGUCAACAUCCUCAAGAUCAUACGGCACAACCCCAGCAACCCCCGUUUCCAGUACUUCCUAUUUGAGGCCCUCGGUGCCUUGAUUCGUUUCGCAGCACCCGCGCACAGCCAGCUGUUCGAAACCACGCUCGCCGACCCUUUCCAAGCCAUCUUGGCAGACAAUGUCGAGGAGUUCGCACCGUACGUCUUUCAGCUUCUGGCCGCGUUGCUGGAAACGAAUCCUUCUGGUGCCCUCUCUGCCUACUACCAAAGCCUCUCCCAAGUCAUCAUACAGCCCAGCGUCUGGGAAGCACGAGGCAAUGUCCCAGCAUUGGUCCGUUUGCUCACUGCGAUCAUAUCGCGAGACGCGCAAACUAUCGUCGCCAACAAUCAGCUGGAACCGAUACUCGGCAUCUUCCAGAAGCUUGUCUCCUCAAAGGCCAACGAGACGUAUGCAUUUGAACUCAUGGAGACGAUUGUCGCUGUCAUUCCUGUCUCAGCUCUCCAACAAUACUACCCGACCAUCAUUCAGCUUAUGAUCACCCGUCUAUCGAGCAUGAGGACGGAGAACUUCGCGCAGCGUUUCAUCGCCUUCUACCACUUCAUCUCCGCUCGGGAAGGAAUGGGCGCUGACUUUUUCAUCGCCAUCAGUGAUCAAGUCCAGCAUGAUGUCUUCAAGGGCAUAUACCUCUCCAUCAUUCUUCCUGAGACUCAAAAGCUGACCCGCCCGAUCGAUCGAAAGACCGCUGUGGUCUCCUUCACUAAGACCCUCACAGACUCACAGGCCUUCGUAGAACGUUAUCCCAAGGGCUGGAACUUGACCACUCAGCGACUCAUCGAGCUGCUGGUUAACCCGCCAAAGGUGAACAAAGGCGACGAUCUCAUCGCAGACGCAGACGUCGAUGAACUGGGUUUUGGUGUCGGGUUCACUCCGCUCAACACAUGCAAGAAGCCGCUCAAGGAUCCAUUCCCAGAGAUCACGGACGUAAAGACGUGGGUUGGACAGUUCUUGAAGGACGCGAACACGAGGCACAACGGCAAGAUCGUAACCUUCGUUCAGGAGAGACUUGACCCUGCGACAAGGCAGGCGUUGGCGGAAUACAUACAGUAG